Molecule: messenger RNA, 792 nt
Organism: Cordyceps fumosorosea ARSEF 2679
Lineage: Eukaryota; Fungi; Ascomycota; Sordariomycetes; Hypocreales; Cordycipitaceae
Product: Small GTPase superfamily, Rho type
Exons: 3
Coding region: 1-792 (263 amino acids)
Biological process (GO): small GTPase-mediated signal transduction
Molecular function (GO): GTPase activity; GTP binding
Source: RefSeq, a predicted model, not a curated record
AUGGCGACGCAGCAGCAAUAUCGCAGUUCAUACUACGCCCAGGCCAACCAAGAUCAGCCGCGCCGCAAGCAGCGCACAAGAUCCAGCGACGGCACCGUGAGCACCACCAUGAGCUCCGCCUCGGGCCGCGAGUCGGCGGCGACGCACGUUACCGAGCCGCCCACCUACUCCAAGAAGAUUGUCGUUGUGGGCGACGGCGGCUGCGGCAAGACUUGUCUGCUCAUCAGUUACAGCCAGGGCUACUUUCCCGAGGUGCGAAGAGACUACGACAUCAACUCUGCCGCGCGGGCGCAAAUCUUCGAAAACUACAUCACCUACCCCGUCCACCCGCCUUCUGGCAAGACCGUAGAGCUGGCUCUGUGGGACACCGCCGGACAGGAGGAAUACGACCGCCUUCGCCCGCUUUCCUACCCAGAGACCGACUUGAUCUUUUGGUACCCCGAAGUCCUCCACUUCUGCCCCUACACGCCGCUCAUCCUCGUCGGUCUCAAGUCGGAUCUCCGCUACAAGCGUACAUGCAUCGACAUGCUCAAGACGCAAGGCCUGACGCCUGUCACGUCGGAGCAGGGGAUGGCCGUUGCUCGCAAAAUGGACGCCCAGUACAUGGAGUGCAGCAGCAAGGAGAUGCUCGGUGUUGACGAGAUCUUUGACCGCGCUAUCCUCACCAUUGUCGCCAACGACCGCAGAAACGUCGAGUCGGCCGGCGCCGCCGCCCAAGCCGCCAACGCCGAUGGCAAGCCACUGCCGCCCCUCAAGGCCAAGAAGAAGAAGAGAAAGUGCCAGUUCCUCUAA